AAUCUGGCAACUAAACAAAUCAAAUUUGUUCAGUUUAAAAAUAAGUUCUUGUUUUCGUGUGAAUUUAGUUAUAAGCCGCUUAUUAUCUUAUAUAGAGUGUUGUUGAUAGUAUAAUUACAUUAUAUUUUAAUGUAUCUAUUUUCUAUUAAUAUUUAAUUUUUUUUCAAAGAUGCUUUGCAAAAUUGAAUCAUUUUAAAUAAAAUUCAAUGGCCAGUGAUUUGGAUAACUAUCAGACUUUAAUUGAAGCCACAAACUGUAGAGACUCCAAAGAAGUGUUGAGACUUUUAAAUGAAAAUAUUUUUUCUGUAAAGGAUGGUAGAAUUUUCAGAUUUUUAUGUGAUUCUGAAAAUGAAGCAAAUUGUCUUCAGGAAUGUCAUUGUUCUAAAAAGGAAAGGGACAUAAUCUACAUGUUAAUUGACUCUGGUUUUAACAUAGAAGAAUUAGAUGAGAAAGGUAACACGUGUCUGUUUUACGCUGUGAAAAAUAACCAUUCCCUUUUGUGUGAUGUUCUAUUGCAAUGUGGUGCAAACAUGUGGGCCAACACAGAAUUUAAUAUUUCCAUUCUUGAUUAUGUACUACAAACAUCUUCAACUAACAUUAAAGAUAUUUUUGAUAAAUUUUAUCCUGGUGUUUGGAAAGCUGUUGAGUGGGAAAACAUUUAUCAAGUUAGAAAAUUAGUCAAUUUAUGGUGCAGAACUGAUCUCUAUCAAGAUGGUGUUUCAUUAAAAAAUAUAGCUCUGAAAACUGGCCAUGAAGAAAUCAUUUCCUUGAUUCUGGGAAUUUUUGAAACAAUGAAAAUAAUUCAUCAUAUACUUGCCCAGAAUAUUAAAGCUGUCAGUGAACUAUUGGAAAAAUGCCAUAACAAAAUUCGGCUUGAUCUUCGAAAAAUGAGUGAUAGAGGGGCACCUAUUCUUUAUUACCUCAUCAAGUCUGGAGAUGUGGGUGCUAUUGAGCUUUUCAUAAAAUAUGGGUGCCAUCUUUAUACUAUCAUGCAGGAUGACAUAGGUUUUGAUAUGCCAGUCCUGUUUUCAGCCUUAAAGCCGAGGAUAUCUCCGGAGGUUAUAAGAGCUCUUCUUCCGCCAGAUAAACCCUAUCAGGAAGAAAUGUUGUUCAAAAUCCUGUACAGGGGUAAAACCGUUCUAGAAAUUGCAUUGAUGGAAAAGGUUGGGGAUGAAGUGUUCAAAAUACUCAUUGAUAGAGGAGGACCUCUGCUACUUUGUGAAAGGAAUCAGAUGAAUCAAACUAUUCGUGACUUGGCUUUACUCUUUGGUGAUACAAGAAUCCUUGAUGCCAUUGAUGAGGUUGUUAUGUGUUGGAUUGUAGAGCCCGAAAGAUACCAUGAAAGAAGAAAAAAACUGGCCUUGUAUGGUUGGGACUUAGAGACUGUUAAAGAUCGUUGUUUGGAAAAAAGCACCGAAGACUACUUUGGCUACGUCAAAAAUCUUCAGAGUGGGAUUAAGGCUCUCUCCAUAGCAGUUGAAGCUGGUGAUGUAGAGAAGUACUUGCAACUCAAAAACACUUUAUCUGCUUUGGAUGCGCCUGAACUGUUUCUUUGGCAAGCUAAAGUGGUGGGAGAUGGAAUGCCCCUUCUUCACAAAGCUGUUCUGCAUAACAGAUUUGAAAUAGUAACAGAUAUUUUACUAGAAAAACCAUGCGCUGAGUCUAUUGAUAAUUUAUUCGAUCAGAAUCGUCGCACUGCCUUGCAUUAUGCUUAUGCUAAUUCAGAGUUGAGAGAUAUCAGAGCCUUACUCAUGACUUAUGGAUGCUCUGAGCAUGUUCUGGAUAAAGCUUAUAAGGAGCCUCUCGACUUCAGAGAAAAGCAAGAUACUCAACCUAUGCUAGAACUAUUAGACAGAUUAAAAUUAAAGACAUAUUUAAACCCUGAAUGUGAUCCGUGGAGUUUUGAAAUAAGAAAUGACGAUGAUCAUCCAUCCAUCACAUCAUCCCGCUGCUCUGAGAGAGAAGAUGAUGAUGCUUCAGAGAGUGAAGAGGAGGACACAGUCUCUGAAGAGGAGGAAGAAACUACUCGUUCGUUUUGCUUAAUAAGCUAGUCUGUGAUUUACUUUAAUUAAAUAGCAUCGCAAAUAUUUCUUUAAAAAA
Molecule: messenger RNA, 2100 nt
Organism: Parasteatoda tepidariorum (common house spider)
Lineage: Eukaryota; Metazoa; Arthropoda; Arachnida; Araneae; Theridiidae
Molecular function (GO): protein binding
Source: RefSeq, a predicted model, not a curated record